CGGCAUUGGAAAUGCCCCGCUUGAUAAGACGGAAAUAAUGCAAGAACAAGACAGAGUCGUUUCCAGAAACAGUCAUGGCAGCUACCAUUCAGAGCUUGCUGGAGGAAAUCUCCGGCGUUGAAGACCCAGUCGAAGAGCUUCAAAGCCUAAAAACUGCUCUGUUGUCGAUUCCAGUCAGCGCUCUGAGAGACGCAGUGAGCGGACAGCGUUUCGAUUUAAUUUUCUCUUUGCUCGACACUAAUGAGAGGGAGCAGGUUGAGUUGUGUGUGGACAUCCUUGAACGCAUCCUGUUGGCCCUCAGUCCUGUCCAUGUGGUCCAGAACUACAGAGCUGAGCUGCAGAGCGGGUUGAAACAUCCUAAUGAGACUGUUAAGAUACUAGCUUUGACACAGAUUGGCAGAGUGGUGGAACAUCCGGACGCUUCCACCGAAAUCCUCAACAAUCAUGAACUCUUACAAGGGAUGAUCUUAUGCAUUAGAGAGGAGAAGAUGGCAGUGGCUAAACGGGCCAUUGAGUCGCUGUCUAAAAUUAGUCAUUCCAAGCCUGGGUUAGACAAGUUAUUCCAUAGUGACCUCCUGGAUGUUUUGAAGGAUGUGAUGGCCACAAGUGACAUCAUCCGAUAUAGAGUAUAUGAGCUGCUGGUAGAAAUCUCAUCUGCUUCUCCCAUUUCUCUCGGUUACUGUGCCAGCAGUGGCCUCAUCUCCCAGCUGCUCGGAGAACUGACGGGGGAUGAUGUUUUGAUUAGAGCCACAGCAGUAGAGAUGGUGACCAGUCUGGCUCACAGUCAGCAUGGCCGGCAGUAUUUAGCUCAGCAGGGGAUAAUGGAUAAGAUCUCCAACAUGAUCAGAGGAGCAGAAAUUGACUCAUUUUCUUCACUCUACCUUCCAGGUUUGGUGAAGUUCUUUGGGAACCUGGCCAUUAUGGACAGCCCACAGCAGGUGUGUGAGACCUACCCAGCCUUCCUGAACAAGGCGUUGGAGAUGGCCCUUGAUCCGGACCCUGCCAUGAUCGGCGUGGGCCUCGACACUUUGGGCUUGCUUGGGUCUACAGUUGAGGGGAAGCAGGUUCUACAGAAAACAGGAGAAAACUUCAAAGCUGUGAUUUUGAGAAUGAGCCAGCUUGCCAGUUCUGGAGCGAAUGAGCUUAGAGUUCGCAGCUUGGACGCCAUAUCGCAGCUCCUUACCCUACAGCCAGAGCAGCAAACAGAAGACCUUUUGUCCCUGACAGAGUCCUGGUUUCACCUUUUAUCCAACAAGCCAAUGGACAUGAUCCGUGACAUCAGCACUCAGCCUUUUCCGGAGCUGCACUGUGCGGCUUUACGGAUCUUUACUGCCAUUGCCAGUCAGCCUUGGGGUCAGAGGAUGAUGAUCAACAACCCCGGAUUCAUGGAGUUCAUUCUGGAUCGCUCAACUGGUCAGACAAAGGAGGCCAAGGAUGCCAAGUUCGAACUGGUGGGGUCUCUUGUGAGUUCGUCUACAUCUGCAGAAAUACUGGGCAGUCAGAACUACAUCCGUCUGAAGAUGUACCUCAAAGAAGGACCUUACUAUGUAACGGCCGUAGCUUCAGUUGGCACAGAAGGAGCAGAGUGAUUCAGAUACAAGAAGAAACGUGGAAAACUGGUAUUUUCUGCUUAAGCGAUGGGCUUAAAUAGCUUAUGUGAUGCACAUUUUAUUUUUUUACAAUAAGUACUAACUGUGAAAUAAACGGAACAAAUUUGGAAACUGGGAUAUUCUAAUAAUUGCAUUUCCUUAAAAAUAAACUGGCAAAAUACUUGGAUUUCCCAUAAAUCAAAACAUAACCACACCGUGGCAUAAUUCAUCUUAAAACUUGCUCUUGUUGCAUUUUCAGCCAACUAAACUUGGUCUCGCUUAUUUUUACACUUUUAUGCCAAACUAUUAUGUUUCAUUAGUAAAUGUGGAGAAACAUCAGAUUAAAAACCUGACAAGAUAGAGCUCCUGUUGCAGGAGUCUAAAUAGGUUGAUGUCAUAUUUUCUUUUUCACUGAAUUUAAAGGUUCUGAUGAAAUCUAGGCUCAGAUUUCUGAUCCAGAAUUUCAGUCACAAAAGUUCAAUGUAUUUUUAUUUUUUUCAAAUUUAUUUCAGUUUUCUCAAUCUUUAAUUACAAGAAAUUUAUUUCACAUAAUUUUGAAUGUUGCCCUAAAAUAUUUGCAUGCAAGAAACGAUUUUCAAACCACGUUUUACACAUGGUCCAACAAAAGCUGCAUCAGAUGUGGGACAAAAAAUGUGUUUAGUUUGUGUGUUUACCAAUGACUUUAUUUUAAUAAAAUCCUCAGAUGUAACUGGUUUUUCAUCCAAAAAUUCAUCUGACUGCCUUCUAGACAUGAAUGAGUGAAGCUGUAUAUUGUGUCAGUUAUAACUUUUUUCAUUAAAAGGUCAUUUUUUGUAAUAAAUACAGAAAAUUCUA
Molecule: messenger RNA, 2423 nt
Organism: Nothobranchius furzeri (turquoise killifish)
Lineage: Eukaryota; Metazoa; Chordata; Actinopteri; Cyprinodontiformes; Nothobranchiidae
Gene: psmd5
Product: proteasome 26S subunit, non-ATPase 5
Biological process (GO): proteasome assembly
Cellular component (GO): cytosol
Source: RefSeq, a predicted model, not a curated record